GAUGAGACUCUUUGGUGUGUUAAUAAAAGCAGGAAGCUCGUCGUGCACUCAAAUGCAUCCUGACGCCAGAAGCGGUCAGACAUGACCGAUUCAUGGUUGGUGGCGUCGACGCAAAAAACCGCAAGAACAUAAAUGCCACCGAAACCAUGCUCAAAUAUGUUCUGGAUCCCGUGUUGCCCUUCACCCGAAAGUUCUUUAUCCGUCAACAUGACGAUCCAGCGGAAUCGUCGCGUUGAACAGUCAGAAAAUACCUUUUUCUAUUCGUUCUUCCUGCUUGAGACGCUCAGUUUGAAAUCGGUGCUGGCAGAGGAGAGAUCUCUCUAGCACCUUUAAGCAAGACAACUUCUUUUUCUGCCUUUGAUUCUUUCCUCAUCCAUUAUUUGAUUUUAUAAAAAAAUUGAACAAUGAAGUUCUUGGUGGUGUUACCCUUCUUGGUGGGAGCAGCCUUUGCUUACAGCUCAGGAGCUCCUAACUGCGAUGUGGACAUGCCUGGUCACAAGGAUGAAAACGGCGCACAAAUUGAAUUCCAGCCCGAGACCGACGAGGGCGGGAAGAACAUCAUUCCUAUCGUUUACACCAAAACGCAAACGGGCGAUAAGGAUUGGACCGUGAUCAUCAACGCUCCCACGGCCAAGGCUCAAUUGAAGGGUCUCCGAAUUACCACCCAAGCCCAAGGGACCUACACCAUCCACGACACCGACAACUACCAAUUGGGCACUGGCUCCGUGAUCGCCGAGUGCGUCACCCAUUCCAAUGGCGACGUGAAGCAAGGCGCCCAAAUGUUCACCUUCACCUCCGAGGACGGCGAACCUACCUUUGAUGUCAUUAUGGUGGCCAAUAAGAACACCUUCUGGAAGGUCCAGGUCUAGAUCUGGAACAAAUCGACGACUCACAAAACCACUCCUAUUAUUCAUUCCCCGUUGUUAAGUUAAACCAUUGUCCUCCAUUGUUUUUGGUCUGAUUCAAUCCAGGUGUGUCCUGUGUUUCUUUUUCGUUUUUGUUGACCAUUAUUAAACAGAUUCCUUCUAUGAAAACAA
Molecule: messenger RNA, 1037 nt
Organism: Tigriopus californicus
Lineage: Eukaryota; Metazoa; Arthropoda; Copepoda; Harpacticoida; Harpacticidae
Exons: 2
Coding region: 405-869 (154 amino acids)
Source: RefSeq, a predicted model, not a curated record